CCAGCAGACUCCCUGCUGAGCAUGGAGCCUGAUGUGGGGCUUGAUCUCAUGACUCCGAGACCAUGACUUGAGCCAAAAUCAAGAGCUGGACACUUAACCACACUUAACCGACUGAGCCACUCAGGCGCCCCAUUUGCCAGAAUUUAUAGCUGAAGUGAUCCCAUAUAAAAAUCUUGAUUUCUGACUUUUCUGGAAAAUGGAAAGAUCUGGCAACACCUGGUUCAUAUAAUUGCCGGUCCAUGGCUGAAAGAGCAGAGUACUUACUUUCCUCCUCAUUAUCUCUGUAGGAAGGUAGAUCUAGCCACUGUAAACAUUUCUACCCUACGGAGGUUUGGGUCUCUUGAUUGCUCAGUCUGGUGGGAUUCACACUCCAUCCUAGGGCUGCUCCAUGAAUAAUAACACCUUGUCUCUGGGUCAUGAUAAAUUUUUACCCCACAACUGUCCAGAGCUUUGUGAUUGCUUUAUUUGGAAAGUGCAUCUUUGGCUCCAGAAAUCUCUUCACUGGGUGGUAGCUCCUUGCCCUUCUUAGAAGGCUUUAUGGCCCCAGACCUCUAAAAAUUCUGCCUUCACUCCUAUUUGGUUCAUCUACAGCAUAGUCAGUGGAACUUUUUAAGACUAAUUCUCUUGGAGGAAAAGCUUGGCUUUACUUGACCAUCUAAGCUAGUAGCUGGGUCUGUUGUUCCAAUGGCAGCCACCAUCAUUCUGAGCCAAUCUGUCUCAGAUUAAGUCCUGCUGAUAACAGUUGUCCAUCCAAAUGACUAGAUUCUCUAUGAUGGCUUCCCCCAGGUUGCCUCACAGAGAGAACUUUUAGAAUCCUAUCACUUCCUGAUACUAGCAAAUGAUUAUGUGCAUUGUAAAUAUAAUAGUUCCCCACAACAGCAAGGAAUAUCCUCCCCCUCCCUUUUUUAAAAAUGAAAUCACCGAAAAGGUGAUUUUCAAAGGUAGAGAUAAUAUGAAAUGGGAUGGAAAGCAAAUGUUUUGGAAGCCAAAUUGAGUAAAAAAGAUUUCAACAGUUGGGGAUGACUUGCUAAAAGAAAUAAAAUGGAAUUUGAAGGAUAAAUGUGUAGUCUUGAACUGCAGUUAAAAAAAUCGUAUCUUCAAGCUCAAGGUUGGAGAUACGUGCCUUAACGGUGGUUCAUGCUUGGACAUUGAGGAUUCUAUUUGACUGAGGACCAUCGUGACCUGAGUGAUAAGAAGUGAUGUGCCCUUAGAUGUGUUCAUUGAGCCCUGACAGCCUGUGAGCCUAAUGCAUUGUGUUUGACUAGCAUACUGAUUUUGAAAAAUUGGCAGUGGAAUCCCUUUGGGGAAGGCAUUUAUGGUACACCCCCAAUUCUUAAGGUUUUUGUGUUUACGGAUGGUCCUCCUCCCCCCGCUCCCUUAUAGUAGCACUCUCCUGGGGGCACUGGGGUCCAUUUCGAGCCCACAUGUUGAGAGAGAAUUAACAAAGGAAGGGGGUCAAGAAGAGGAUGAUGCAGAUAGGAAAGGAAUCAGACACCAGUUUAUGUCAUAAUCACUGAGAGAACCACAGCUCUCUACCUGGUCCAAUACCUGAAGGACUGUCAUGUGGAAGAGGAGUUAGAUGCAGUCCUUCUCGUGGAACAUUUAUAGACUACGCGCCUUCAGUCACCGGGCUGAGAGGAUACAGAGAGGAGCAAGUUGGUCUCUGUCUCCGAGGCCGAGUUUACCGCAGAGCAGAGGGGACCCACAGAGAUGGCUGUAAAGCACACAGUCUCUGCGGUUCUCCAGAAGACAGAAGGGAAGAGACCGACUUUAGCUGGGCUUAGAAAGGCCUUUCCUCAUUUCCUCACGAUUAAAGCCCUCCCCCAAUGGAAUGGGCUGCCUUAAAAACUUGCCAGCAGUUGUAUUUCCAGCUGUUGACGACAAGCUACAGGAGUUUGGAAUGAGGGUUGCAGUAGAUGACUUUUCUCCCUCUGUUAGUGUAUGGUCCCAAGACCACCAACCUGCUUUCCUUCACUUACCCAGAGAGAGUGGUCACCAUAUGAAAUGCUUGUGGGUUGUACUCAGCAUUUUGGGCAGACCACACGGGGAAGGGUGUUGGUUUGCAGGGUUUCCGAGUGUGGAAUUGCACUGAUGUGUCGUCUGUCUUCUGGAAUCGCCAACGCCGGCAGGCAGGGCCCAGCUGUAGUUUUUAUUCAUGGACCUGGGAGAAGAAGCAAAGGGCGUAUUUGGCAGCCAUGGCACAGGGUAUGAGAGUGAUAACCACACGACGCCCAUCCUCUGCGGCGCCCAGUACAGAAUACACACCCACGGCGUCUUCAGGGGCAUUCAGGAUGUGCGACGUGUGCCCGGAGUUGCCCCGACUCUUGUCCGGUCGGCAUCUGAGACCAGUGAGAAACGCCCCUUCAUGUGUGCUUACCCGGGCUGCAAUAAGAGAUAUUUUAAGUUGUCACACUUACAGAUGCACAGCCGGAAGCACACUGGUGAGAAACCAUACCAGUGUGACUUCAAGGACUGUGAACGAAGGUUUUCUCGUUCAGACCAGCUCAAAAGACACCAAAGGAGACACACAGGUGUGAAACCAUUCCAGUGUAAAACUUGUCAGCGAAAGUUCUCCCGGUCUGACCACCUGAAGACCCACACCAGGACUCAUACAGGUAAAACAAGUGAAAAGCCCUUCAGCUGUCGGUGGCCCAGUUGUCAGAAAAAGUUUGCCCGCUCAGACGAAUUAGUCCGCCAUCACAACAUGCACCAGAGAAACAUGACCAAACUCCAGCUGGCGCUUUGAGGGGGUCCGACUGGGGAACACAUCUGUGUCCCAGGCAGGACAGUGUGUGAACUCCUUGCAAAUCUGACUUAAAAAUUCCUCCUCACUCACCUCUCUGAGAAGGAAAUGGCAGGUGGUCUUCUUCAUCCAGCUUCCAAGACAAGAUGCCUGUACUACUGGAUCCUACCAGGUUUGCCCGGAGGCGUUGGGCUCUGCUUGGCUUGUUUUAGUUGACUCAGAGGCCCUGGAGAAGUGGCUGACAAUGUCCAGUUAGUUAAAAUCCCAUCUCUGCCAUUUGGUCUGGAUUUUCCACUGUAAGAAAAGCCAUUGUUGAUAAUGUCCCCCCACCCCCUCUUCUCCUUUUACACUCCUUUUCACUAGGAAUGGAGUCAUUGUACCAUUUUCCAUCAUAGAAUAUUUAUAGGCCAGGGCAUGUGUAUGUGUCUGCUAAUGUAAACUUUGCCAUGGUUUCCAUUUACUAACAGCCAGAAAUAAAUCAGAGAGCAAGGCACUGGGGCUGAGUCCCAUCCGACAUUCCGGAGGUUAGGCAGGCCGCUAACGUGGAAGGCAGGAUGUAAUGCUACCAGGCACCUUAAAAAACGUGUGCGUUUCUAGCAGCUGAAGAAAGAAUCAGAACUAACCAGUACCUCUGCAGAAAAAUCUAAAACAACCUUCCAGUUCAACUAAUUCAAUGUUAACAUUAGCACAAUGCUGUUGAGAAAUUGUCCUUGGAGAUCUGAGAUUUUGGUUUUGUUUAUUUUCGACUUUUUUGAGUUGUAAUCACGUGCAUCUUCAGAGAUGUACAUAUCUCCUCACACAAAGGAAGUGGAAUUCAUUUUUAUCAUCUGGGGUGUCCUUAGAGUGUACAGACCACGAUGGGUAUGUGGCUUCAAGUUGUAAAAAUUAAAGUGAUUCUAGAAGAAAAUUGGGCUGGUCCAGGAUCUCCACUGAUUAAGACUGUUGUUAAGUAACUUUGAGUCUACCAGUGUAUGUGACAGAAUGAGACUUACUAGUGUGAGGAAAUCCAUUGUUUAACGGUGGUUGAGUGUGUGUGUGUGUGUGUGUGUGUGUGUGUGUGUGUGUGUGUGUGUGCAUGUGUGUGCUUAAAGGAGGGUGUUUAUUAUUUACUGUUGCUUGAAAUUACUGUGUAAAUAUAUAUAUCUGAUAAUGAUUUGCUCUUUGACAACUAAACUUAGGAAAUGUAUAAAUGUUAGAUGCAUCACUGUUUUGGUGUUGAUCUUACAACGUAUCAAUGAUAACACUAAAAAUGUAACCUGCAUUUUUCACUUCACUCUCAAUUAAAGUCUAUUCAAAAG
This is a messenger RNA of Zalophus californianus (California sea lion), 4041 nucleotides long. RefSeq names its product WT1 transcription factor (gene WT1). Gene Ontology annotation, cellular component: nucleus. Gene Ontology annotation, biological process: regulation of transcription by RNA polymerase II. NCBI's taxonomy places the organism in Eukaryota, Metazoa, Chordata, Mammalia, Carnivora, Otariidae. Gene Ontology annotation, molecular function: RNA polymerase II cis-regulatory region sequence-specific DNA binding; DNA-binding transcription factor activity, RNA polymerase II-specific. The record is from RefSeq and is a predicted model, not a curated record. Bases 2156 to 2746 code for a protein of 196 amino acids. The transcript is spliced from 6 exons.